Salvelinus fontinalis (brook trout) is the source of this 7778-nucleotide messenger RNA. RefSeq names its product death-associated protein kinase 1 (gene dapk1). Gene Ontology annotation, cellular component: cytoplasm; nucleus. The record is from RefSeq and is a predicted model, not a curated record. Gene Ontology annotation, biological process: positive regulation of apoptotic process; intracellular signal transduction; protein phosphorylation. Gene Ontology annotation, molecular function: protein binding; protein serine/threonine kinase activity; ATP binding. Lineage: Eukaryota; Metazoa; Chordata; Actinopteri; Salmoniformes; Salmonidae.
CAAUCGGUGCGCCUCAUCUCGUUGUGUAACCGUCUCUCUCGCUCCUUCCUGUCUAGAAGCAACAUGAGUGUGGCUCGCAGUGAUGACACGCUGGAUGAGGAAGACUCCUUUGUGAUGAAGGCUAUAAUCCAUGCGAUAAACGACAACAACGUGCCUGGCCUGCAGCACCUUCUGACUUCGCUGACCAGCUAUGACCUGAACCAGCCCAACAAGAACGGGACUCCCCCCAUCCUGAUUGCAGCAGGCUGUGGGAACAUUCAGAUCAUCAAUGUGCUGAUUGGGAAAGGAGCUGAGAUACAGGCCCAUGACAAGAGUGGAGCGAACGCCAUCUACUACGCAGGGAGACACGGACACGUGGAGACACUCAGGUUCCUGCAUGAAAAGACCUGCCCUCUGGACGUCCAAGAUAAGAGUGGAGAGACAGCCCUCCACGUGGCAGCUCGUUAUGGCAACGUGGAUGUGGUCCAAUACCUGUGUAGUAUCCAUGCCAACCCAGACCUCUCAGACAGGGAACAGGAGACCCCGCUCCACUGUGCGUCGUGGCAUGGCUACUCCUCGGUGGCCAGGACACUAUGCCAGGCGGGGUGCCAGGUUAAUGCCAAGAACAGGGAGGGAGAGAGCCCCCUCCUCACCGCCUCUGCCAGGGGGUUCGCUGAUAUAGUAGAGUGUCUGAUAGAGCAUGGAGCUGAUCUCAACUCUACUGACAAGGACAGCCACAUAGCGCUCCACCUGGCUGUGAGGAGGUGCCAACUGCAGGUGGUCAGAUGUCUGCUCCGUCACCGUUGCCCCGUCGACCAUCAAGAUCGCCACGGCAACACGCCGCUGCACAUCGCCUGUAAGGACGGCAACCUGCCCGUUGUCACGACGCUGUGUGCUGCCAAGGCAAACCUCGACCUGCCUAACAAGUAUGGCAGGACACCUCUCCACAUGGCAGCUAUCAACGACCUUCUAGAGGUAGUCAGACACCUGUGUGUAGCCGGGGCCAAUACAGACGCCGUCACCAAUGAUGGUAAAACAGCAGAAGACUUGGCAGUGCAGGAGCAGCAGGAGCAUGUUGCUGUGUUGCUGGGUAAACUGAAGAAGAACAACCAUAAAGGCAGCUACAUCCAGGCCCUGCGUCCCACCAGCACCCCCCAGCCCCGGGUCAAGCUGAAGCUGCUGGGUCACUGUGGCAGUGGGAAGAGCUCCCUCCUGGAGAGUCUGAAGUGUGGCAUCCUACGGGGCUUCUUCAGGAGGAGACGACCACGAGGCAACAACACCGUACGACACCCCAACUCACCCAUGGACGGCAAGGCUGCGGUGUCAGUGAGUAUCUCCAACCUGUAUCCUGGCUGUGAGAACGUCUGUGUGCGUAGUCGCAGUAUGAUGUUUGAGCCCAGCCUGACCAAGGGAGUCCUGGAAGUGUUCAGCCCCGUCACCAACGCACUCUCCUCGGCCGACGACCUCGCCACCAGAGCCAUCGACAUCCAGAACACUAACAUCAAUGGUGUAGGAGACUUCAGUGUUUGGGAGUUCAGUGGCAACCCUGUGUACUACUGUUCUUAUGACUACUUUGCUGCCAAUGACCCUACAGCCAUCCACCUGGUGGUGUUCAGUCUGGAGGAACCCUACGAGACUCAGCUCAGCCAGGCUACAUACUGGCUCAACAUGUUAAAGGCCUUAACACUACCACAGGAUACUAUAGCGUUUGGAGGCCGCAUCCAUAGCCCGCUGACGGUAGUCCUCGUGGGGACUCAUGCUGACGUGGCUUGCCUGCCUCGGGGGGCUGGAGGGGAGUUUGGAUACGACAAGGAGAGGCCUCUACUCAAGGAGCUCCGGAACAGGUUUGGCAACGACCUGCAGAUCUCAGAGAGGCUGUUUGUGAUGGACGCUGGAGCCUCCACCUCUAAAGAUGUCAAACUGCUCCGGAACCACCUGCUGGAACUACGCAAUAACAUCGUCUCUACCUGUAGUCCCAAGUCGGCCCUUUCAGAGUGUCUGGUCUCGACCCUGCCCUCCUGGAGGAGAAUGAGUGGUCCUAACCAGCUGACGUCAUGGCAACAGUUUGUCUCUGACGUCCAGGAACACAUCAACCCACUGGUCAGCGAGGAGCACCUCCGAGGGGUCGCACAACAGCUCCACAGCAUGGGAGAGAUCAACCUGAUGCAGAGUGAGACGGUGCAGGAUGUGAUGGUGUUGGAACCCCGCUGGCUGUGUAGUGGGGUGUUAGCCCGCCUCCUCUCUGUGGACACGCCUAAAGCCAUCCACCACUACAGGGGGCGCUACAGACUGGAGGAGAUACAGGCUCUGGCCCCAGAGAGCGACGUGGACGAACUGCUACAGGUGCUGGAUGCCAUGGACGUGUGCGCACGUGACCUGACCAACCCUGGCAUGGUGGAUGUCCCCGCCCUGAUCAAGACCAACAGCCUCCACCACUCCUGGACGGAGGAAGAGGAGGAGGAAGAUGUUCUGAUCUACGGAGGGGUCAGGCUGGUUCCUGCUGAACACCUCACACCUUUCCCCUGUGGACUGUUCCACAAGCUACAGGUGAACCUGUGUCGCUGGAGUCACCAGCAGCGCCCUGAGGAUGAUACAAGGGAGGGGCCUGACGGAGACAUCCGCCUCUGGACUAAUGGGGCAAAGGUGAGCCAAGGAGGAGCAGAGGCCAUGAUCCUAUUGGUCAACCACGGCCAGGGGGUGGAGAUCCAGGUCAGAGGUCACGACAGCGAACGGGCCAAGUGUUACACCCUCCUAGACACCAUGGUUACCAUCACCGAGUCGCUCCUGUCCUCCACCCUCCCCGGCCUUCUCACCGCCCGGUACUACCUCAGCCCCCAGCAGCUCAGAGAGCAUCACGGUCCCGUCAUGAUCUACCAGCCUAAAGACUUCCUGAAGGCCCAGACCCAGAGAGAGACCAGCCUCACCAACACCAUGGGCGGGUACAGGGAGAGCUUCAGCAGUAUCCUAGCCUUGGGCUGUACUGACGUCUAUAGUCAGGGUCGUCUGUGUGCGGACGUCCACAUCUCAGAGGUCAGCCUACUGGCCAGGAGGAAGUUGUGUCGUCUGUUAGACCCUCCUGAUGCCCUGGGGAAGGACUGGUGUCUGCUGGCUAUGAACCUGGGUCUCACCUACCUGGUGGCCAAACACAGCUCCAGCCCCAGCGGCACCCCAACCAAUGGGGGCCCUGCCCCGGACAAUGACCCCGCCCUUGUGGCCAGCCCCACGGCAGCGCUGCUUCUGGAUUGGUCGGUCCGUCCAGACAGCACGGUGGGGUUGUUGAUGUGGAAGCUACGUGAGCUGGGGAGGCGUGACGCUGCUGACUUCCUGUUAAAGACCUCGCCUGUCUUCAGGGUCAACAUAGAGGGUGUGGCUAGGGGAGGGGGCAGAGCCUGUAACGGAGGCACCUCCUACAACUCCAUCAGCUCGGUCAUCUCCCGGUGAGACGGGUGUAAUCACUGGGAACCAAGCGGAACCAAGCGGCUAGAGAAACACAGGGACUUACCUGAAUUGGGUUUUCUUUUUCCGUUGCAAAACAUUUUGCUUCAGUGUGCACUAUUGAAUACACACCAUGUCCUGGAUCAGAACAGCUUCCGCUCAUCGUGAUCUGGCCCACCAGAGGAGAAGACUAGAAACUGAUCCUAGAUCAGAGUCCUGACUGGGGAAACUAACUGUGUCCUGUCCCCAGAGUGAGGCUGGACUAACUAGGGCUGACGAACCAACCGACACCAUGUGCAAUCUAAUCUUUCCCGGGGGUUUAGUGUUAGUUCUCUCCUGUUAACCCCCUAGGUCACUGAUGCUCUGUGAGACUGAUGCUCUGUGCACAUCCAGUGUCCAUAUAGCUCCCCUCCUCUCUUCUCCUACUCUCCUCUCUCUUCUCCUACACUUCUCUUUCCUCCUCCUACUGUCCUCUCUCCUCCUCUCUCAUCCUGUCCUCUUCUCUCUCAUCCUGUUCUCUCACCUCCUCUCCUCCUCUCUCAUCCUGUUCUCUCACCUCCUCUCCUCCUCCACUCCUUACCAUCCCGCUAUAUGAAUGUUGAAAUUAACUGGCUGUCCUGAGCUCCAAAGAGGAUCCCAAAUGGAACCCUACUGAAGUGGCACUAAACUUCAAUAGCUACUAUUUCUGCCCUGCUGCCCUGCUUGUCAGUACAUCUCAACUCCAACACAGCACUAAAAGUACAGUAAGGAUUUUUCUUUAUUUUUACUGUUUUCUACAUUGUAGAAUAAUAGUGAAGACAUCAAAACUAUGAAAUAACAUGGAAUCAUGUAGAAACCUAAAAAGUCUUUAACAAAUCAAAAUAUAUUUUAGAUUCAUCAAAGUAGCCACUCUUUGCCUUGAUGAAAGCUUUAGACACUCUUGACAUUCUCUCAACCAGCUUCAUGAGGUAGUCACCUGGAAUGCAUUUCAAUUAACAGGUGUGCCUCGUUAAAAGUAAAAAUGUGUGGAUUUUUUUAUCCUUUCCUUACUGCAUUUGAGCCAAUCAGUUAUGUUGUGACAUACAGAAUAUAGCCCUAUUUGGUGAAAGACCAAGUCCAUAUUAUGGCAAGAACAGCUCAAAUAUGAAAAGAGAAACAACAGUCCAUCAUUACUUUAAGACAUGAAGGUCAGUCAAUCUGGAACGUUUCAAGAACUUUGAAAGUUUCUUCAAGUGCAGUCGCAAAAACCCUCAAGCGCUAUGAUGAAACUGGCUCUCAUGAGGACCGCCACAGGAAAGGAAGACCCAGAGUUAUCUCUGCUGCAGAGGAUAUGAUGAAACUGGCUCUCAUGAGGACCGCCACAGGAAAGGAAGACCCAGAGAUCUCUGCUGCAAAGGAUAAGUUCAUUAGAGUUACCAGCCUCAGAUUGCAGCCCAAAUAAAUGCUUCACAGAGUUCAAGUAACAGACAAAUCUCAACAUUAACUGAUCAGAGGAGACUUUGUGAAUCAGGCCUUCAUGGUUGAAUUGCUGCAAAGAAACCACUACCAAAGGACACCAAUAAGAAGAAGAGACUUGCUUGGGCCAAGAAACACGAGCAAUGGACAUUAGACUGGUGGAAAUCUGUCCUUUGGUCUGAUGAGCCUACAUUUGACCACAGAGUGAAGGAAAAGCAGCAAACAAGUGCUCAGCAUAUGUGGGAACUCCUUCAAGACUGUUGGAAAAGCAUUCCAGGUGAAGCUGGUUGAGAGAAUGCCAAGAGUGUACAAAGCUGUCAUUAAGGCAAAGGGUGGCUACUUUGAAGAAUCUCAAAUGUAAACUAUAUGUUGAUUUGUUUAACACUUUUUUGGUUACUAAAUGAUUCCAUAUAUGUUAUUUCAUAGUUUUGAUGUCUUCACUAUUAUUCUACAAUGUAGAAAAUAGUAAAAAUAAAGAAAAACCCUUGAAUGAGUAGAGGUGUCCAAACAUUUGACUGGUACUGUACAUGUCAGCGCAUGGCCCUCAAUGCAACACAACUGGUGUCCAUGAAGGAAAAUAAAUAAAUCCACCUCAACAAUGGAGGAUUUGAUAUCAAUCUGGGCUCAUUUUAUAUGCUGAGAUUACAGUUUGAUAACAGCUGACGUCUCUGUCCAUCUCUUUCUGACAUGAUUACAGUUUGAUAACAGCUGACGUCUCUGUCCAUCUCUUUCUGACAUGAUUAGUUUGAUAACAGCUGACGUCUCUGUCCAUCUCUUUCUGACAUGAUUAGUUUGAUAACAGCUGACGUCUCUGUCCAUCUCUUUCUGACAUGAUUACAGUUUGAUAACAGCUGACGUCUCUGUCCAUCUCUUUCUGACAUGAUUACAGUUUGAUAACAGCUGACGUCUCUGUCCAUCUCUUUCUGACAUGAUUACAGUUUGAUAACAGCUGACGUCUCUGUCCAUCUCUUUCUGACAUGAUUAGUUUGAUAACAGCUGACGUCUCUGUCCAUCUCUUUCUGACAUGAUUAGUUUGAUAACAGCUGACGUCUCUGUCCAUCUCUUUCUGACAUGAUUAGUUUGAUAACAGCUGACGUCUCUGUCCAUCUCUUUCUGACAUGAUAACAGGAGUUCAAUGCUUGACUAGUUCCAACGACAGUGAGAUCUUUCUGACCUUCUACCUCUCCUAAAAAGCACAACGGUCCAACAACCCUGUCUAGGGGGCUCUUCUAGUCCUGGGGUCUUCCCUACGUAGUGCACCACAGAGCUCUGGUCAAAAGGGUUUCCAUUUACAUUUACAUUUAAGUCAUUUAGCAGACGCUCUUAUCCAGAGCGACUUACAAAUUUGUGCAUUCACCUUUGGGAGGGAACCCUGAACAGUCCAUUGACCCUGGGUUAGUAACAGAGAUACAGCACAGCAGUUGGGGACUACCAAUGUGUUGAGAGAUCCACAACCUAGUGGAACAUCUGACUCUUAGGGCUGGUUUCCCGGUCACAGAUUAAGCCUGGAGCAAAUAAACACUUUGAAUUAGUCCAGCAGGACUAGUCUUAAUCUUAGUCUGGGAAACCAAAUGAAUACUGUUGCCUGAGCUAGUGGCUUAAGAUCAGCAGGCUAACACAGUGUUGUGAAGAGAACUGUGGUUUAAACCCAGACAGAGACCUAGCUACCAUGACAAGACCUUCCUAGCAGAAACAACAUGUCCAUUACUAUGAUGUGAAUACCCAGAGGCCUUCACUUCACAGUCUACUCUGUCUGUUACCCUCCCAGCCCCCUGGUCUGUGGGGUUAGACUACAGUCAGUCCAUUGUCUAACUCUUCUCCACAGUGUUGGACUCAGCUGAAUGAACCAUCCAUACAUGUUGUGAAAGGGAACAUGUUGGACGGUGGAAGACACGACACAGUGUUAGUAGUGGUGUCAGAGACAACAUGUUGGACGGUGGAAGACACGACACAGUGUUAGUAGUGGUGUCAGAGACAACAUGUUGCUUCUCACCUAAACAUACGCAUCUUCUCCUGAAGAGCAACAGAGAUUCCCAACAGAGAGUUUUUUUUGUGGGUUUAUUUUAGUACAGACACCAUACAGACACACACACAGAUACACACACAGACACACACACACAGACAUAGACACACACACAGACACAGACACACAGACAGACACAGACACACACACAGACACACACACAGACACACACACACACACAGACACACACACACAGACACACACACACAGACACAGACACACACACAGACACACACACACACAGACACACACACACAGACACAGACACAGACACAGACACACACACAAACACACACACAGACACACACACAGACACACACACACACACACAGACACAGACACACACAGUAACUCUCAACUCUCCUACUGUUGCCUUGCUGAGCUGAAGAGCUGUCUGUCUGUGUCUGUCUGUGUCUGUCUGUGUCUGUGAAAGGGAAGUUACUCGUAGUGUAUCACUGAGCUUUUAAAGUAUUCUAAUGAACAGUGAAAUGUUUUUGUUGUGUCUUGAUUCUGAUGGUAAGUGGCUUUCUUUGUUUCCUUGGAUUUGACGCAGACCCAAAAUUGCGUCCCAAUCGGCACCCUAUUCCCUAUAUGGUGCACUACAUUAGACCAGAGCCCUAUUCCCUAUAUAGUGCACUGCUUUUGACCGGGGCCCGAUAUGGUUAGCACCAUGUAGGGAAUACAGUGCCAUUUGUUGAGCACCCUCCGUAUCUGUCUGUCUGAGCGCAUGGGGACCAGGUGUAUUUAAGACUUUGUACAGACACAACAGAAAGACGUCUCUCUCUCCUUGCUCAAUAGCCUGGUUUGUAUUUCUGAUGAGAUUGUUCCCAUAGACUGGGAUGAUACCAUGUCCUGAACCUGAACUAGUGUAGUAGUAACAUUUGAUAAUAAAUUGUUUACCUGAGAA